UUGGCAUUGUUACAAAAUUGUAGUUGUAAGCUUAUUAGAUAAUAAAAUGAAAUGAUGAACGAUCCGUGGCGGGAAAUCGGCUUUGUCAGCACCGGAAAGCCAAAGAAACAUCUGCCAGUAAUUCAGAUGAAAAAGCGCAUUAAAAAGUGCAGGAACAUCUUCAAGCAACGACAAAAGGAAUUAAUACUGCUUCAUUUAAAAAAUCGCAUCAUGUACUUAAUUAUCGAAAAUCUCUUUUACCGAUUAGCAAAAAAAAAGCCCAAGAAAAGGGUUCAGAAGCUUAAAGUAGUAACUAAGUGACAGGAUUAUGAAAAUUUGAAAUAAUCUUUCCUUGGGCAGCAGCCACAAAAUCAUUUUCAAACUCAGCUCAAUAAAAAUCAAAGCCACUGAGGAAUCUUCGCGUUGGACACUCGUGCACAGAGAAUGCUGGGAGACCAAACCAAAUGGAAAGUUUCACAGAAUUAAUAAAUAUUUACAGGCACGUCGCGUCCUCUUCAAUGGAAUGGCCUACUGGGCAGUUCGAGUCUCAGUUUUGGCAAUGAAAUCAAAUCAAAUAUGCGCGCUGACGCUUUAUAUAUCGCACCGAGGAGGCAGCAGCAGCAUCGUUCGCUUUGGUGUGCUCACAAGAAUUUAAAUCAUCCGACUUACAUGCUACUUACAAGCCAAAGCGCCUAUAUGUAUGCCCCAUAAAAUGUGAGCAAAACCGAGUGCAGAAUGGGCAAGUGGAAAAAGUCAGACGGAUCACUGAAAUUUAUUUUUAUAAUUUUCUGGACUUAGAAAUUACCCAUGUUAGAAAAUUCUAAAAAGGGUAAUGCUUAGCCCAGACUUAAAAACUCUGAUCUAAAUAUUUCCAUUUUACAAUUUUCUAAAAAUGAACUUAAAAUUUUUCUAAAUCUCAAAAAUAAAUUCUUUAUAUUUAAUAUACGUA
Messenger RNA from Drosophila rhopaloa, 928 nucleotides. RefSeq lists its product as uncharacterized. NCBI's taxonomy places the organism in Eukaryota, Metazoa, Arthropoda, Insecta, Diptera, Drosophilidae. Bases 52 to 300 code for a protein of 82 amino acids. The transcript has 2 exons. The record is from RefSeq and is a predicted model, not a curated record.